Mesocricetus auratus (golden hamster) is the source of this 1073-nucleotide messenger RNA. Its product is annotated as urinary protein 2-like. NCBI's taxonomy places the organism in Eukaryota, Metazoa, Chordata, Mammalia, Rodentia, Cricetidae. Bases 97 to 444 code for a protein of 115 amino acids. The transcript is spliced from 3 exons. The record is from RefSeq and is a predicted model, not a curated record.
CAGGGCAGACUCUGCAGCCUGCUCUCAUCCACCCCAGUCUCUCCUGGGUGCUUGUUGUCAGCUGCCCUGCUGUGUCCUCUGCCAGCCCAGACUGAGAUGGGCAAGUCCAUGCUCCUUCUGUUGCUGCUGGGGGCUUUUUCUCUUGUGUUCUUCCAAGCUCAAGCUACAGUGUGCAUGGUCUGCCAGUCUUUUAAAAGAGGACACUGUUUGGUAGGCAAGAGCAACUGCACUACAAAAUACAGCCCUGGGUGCAGAACCAGGAAUUUCUUCAUAUUCUCACAAACAGGUAUAUGGGUCCACAAUCACACUGAAUUGGACUGUUCCAAAGCAUGUUUUGCUGAAAAUAUGUAUUUUGGAAGUCUGAAGGUAUCUACCUUUUGCUGCAAAGGUGAAGAUUUCUGUAACAGGUUUCAUGGUCAAAUAGUGAAGAAGGACAUUUACUAACUGCCAAUUCCUUCAGCAAUAGCACUGCGUCCCUGUACCCUAUUUCCAACUCUAGGCAUCUCUCUAUUCCCCUCUGUGUGUUCAGCAUGAAGUAAACUUCCUUACAAACCAUCAGUUUCUGUUUUUAAAAAAGGCAAACAUAAGCAACAGAGAAACAGAUGAUUCAUGUAAGAUUGUACCCUCCUUGUUAUUCAAAAAAAAGGGAGGAAGUACCAUGCAUUCAGUUUAUAGACUGUCCUUUGUACUUAGCCAGAGCAUCUUGCCAUUCUAGCAUCUUACAAAUCCUUAUUUCUUAAUAAGAGCACUCGGAUUUUGCAGUAAACAUGGAAUCCAGGAGGAUAUAAAAGGAGUUAUAGUGGGAGCACUAAAGGUAAAUAGUGGAAGGAAGGAGGACUGGAAAGGGGAGUCUCCAUUGGGAAGAAGAAAGGAUAUUAAUUAAAGAAGGAAGAGAUGGAAAAAUAAAAUAACAAUAAUGAUGUCUGAUAAUUCAUAAUGAAUAAUUACAUAUUUACCCAGAAUUACCUAUAACACAUACCUACCUAUUGGGUAAUUAUUUGUGAAAUCUAUACUAUGUUAACAUUAGCUAUUACUUAGAGGGGAAACAGAAGGGGAAGACAAUUGGACUCACU